This is a messenger RNA of Papilio polytes (common Mormon), 4451 nucleotides long. It is a transcript of the gene aub, whose product is annotated as protein aubergine-like. The annotation marks the transcript as partial. The record is from RefSeq and is a predicted model, not a curated record. The transcript is spliced from 17 exons. Gene Ontology annotation, cellular component: P granule. Gene Ontology annotation, molecular function: piRNA binding; protein binding. Lineage: Eukaryota; Metazoa; Arthropoda; Insecta; Lepidoptera; Papilionidae. Gene Ontology annotation, biological process: regulatory ncRNA-mediated gene silencing.
GCACCUUCGUCUGGCGGUGAUGCUGGCCCAUCAGCAGGCGGUCGCGGGUCCCGACGCGGCGGCGGUCGCAUUUUGCCAGAGCAAACUACUGUGCUCCGUACAAAACCUACUAAUGUUACAUCUAAAAAAGGAAGCUAUGGUUAUCCUCUUGACUUGCUGGUUAAUUAUUUUGCUGUUGAAACCACACCGCAAUGGAGUCUGUAUCAAUACCAUGUGGAUAUUACUCCGGAGGAGGACAACACCGCUGUUCGUAGAGGUCUAUUGAAAAUUCACAGCAAGACCCUCGGCGGAUAUCUAUUUGAUGGGACUGUUCUUUACACAAUUAAAAGACUUCAUCCCGAGCCAUUAGAGCUAUAUUCCGAUCGCAGAACUGAUGGAGAAAGGAUGAGAAUUAUGAUAAAGCUAACAACUGCAGUGAGCCCGGGUGAUUACCACUAUCUACAAGUUUUCAACAUUAUCAUCCGCAAAUGCUUCCACUUACUGCAAUUGAAUCUUGUUGGAAGAGACUUCUUUAACCCUGAAGCUAAGGUUGACAUCCCGGAGUAUAAUCUGCAGAUUUGGCCUGGUUAUAAAACAACUAUCAACCAGUAUGAAGACAAGAUUUUGAUGGUUACAGAAAUUACUCACAAGGUCCUGCGCAUGGAUACAGUGAGUCAAAUGUUGAGGGAAUAUGCAAGUACGAAGGGAAACAACUUCAAAAAAAUUUUUGUAGAAGAUAUUACAGGUAAAAUUGUGCUGACAGAUUAUAACAAGAGAACCUACAGAGUUGAUGAUGUGGAUUGGAAAGAGACGCCCUUAUCCACGUUUAAAACGAAGGAUGGUGAUAUCUCAUAUGUCGACUAUUAUUACAAGAAAUACAACAUUCGCAUCAACGAUGUGCGUCAACCGAUGUUGGUGUCGCGUUCCAAGUUACGCGAGAUGCGCGCCGGCAUGCCCGAGCUGGUGUACCUGGUGCCGGAGCUGUGCCGCAUGACGGGCCUGUCGGACGCCAUGCGCGCCAACUUCCAGCUCAUGAAGUCCCUCGCAGUGCACACCAAGAUCGGCCCCGAUGUCCGCAUCAGAAAACUGCUCGAAUUCAACAAGCGAUUCAUUCAGAAUAAGGAAGUUGUUACUGAAUUGGCCACAUGGGAUAUGAAGCUGUCCAACAAGCUGCUGGGGGUGAAGGGACGUCAGCUGCCCCCGGAGAACAUUGUUCAAGGCAACAACACGAAGUAUCCUGCAGGGGAUACCACUGAUGGCUGGACCAGAGACAUGAGGUCAAAGCCUCUACUGUCAAUAGCGUCGUUGCCUUCGUGGGUGGUGAUAACUCCGAGCCGGCAGGAGCACGACGCCGCCAACUUCGUCAACAUGAUCAUGAGGACCGGACAGGGAUGCGGAUUUAAUAUGCCAAGACCUGAUAUCGUGACAAUACAACGCGAUGGACAAUCUGAUUACGCGGUGAUGUGCGAGGAAGUCAUCGCUAGGAAAAAUCCCGCUAUGAUACUUUGCGUUUUGGCCAAAAACUCCGUAGAGAGAUACGGUGCUAUUAAGAAGAAGUGCACAGUGGACCGCGCGGUACCCACGCAGGUCGUGUGCGCGCGCAACAUGACCUCCAAGUCCGCUAUGUCUAUUGCUACCAAAGUCGCUAUUCAGAUCAAUUGCAAGCUGGGCGGCGCGCCGUGGACGGUGGAGGUGCCGUUGAACGCGCUGAUGGUGGUCGGGUACGAUGUGUGCCACGACACGAUGAUGAAGCAGCGCAGCUUCGGCGCCUUCGUGGCGACACUGGACCGCCAGAUGACGCAGUACUACUCCGCGGUCAACGCGCACACCUCGGGCGAGGAGCUUAGCUCCCAUAUGAGUUUCAACAUCGCCUCCGCCCUAAGGAAGUUUAGAGAAAGGAAUGGUACCCUGCCUUCGCGCAUUUUCAUCUACCGCGACGGCGUCGGCGAUGGACAGAUUCCCUAUGUUCAUACACAUGAGGUGUGCGAAAUUAAGAAGAAACUCAACGAGAUAUACGGCGGUGCUGAGGUGAAGAUGGCCUUCAUUAUUGUAUCAAAACGCAUCAACACGCGCAUCUUCCUCAACAAUGGCCGCGGAGAGAACCCGCGACCCGGCACCGUUAUUGACGACGUUGUUACACUGCCUGAAAGAUACGACUUCUACCUGGUAUCCCAGAAUGUUCGAGAAGGUACAAUUUCACCGACUUCAUACAACGUCAUUGAGGACACGACUGGUCUUGAUCCAGACCGCAUACAACGUCUGACGUACAAGUUGACGUACAUGUACUUCAACUGCUCGAACCAGGUGCGCGUGCCCUCCGUGUGCCAGUACGCGCACAAGCUGGCCUUCCUCGCCGGCAACAGCCUGCACAACCAGCCGCACUACUCGCUCACGGAGACACUCUACUUCCUCUAAACUCUACUGGCACGCACUAAGGUUCCUUUAAUACAUCGUCCAAUGGAAAACUAAACAACUGCUAAUUUUCUAAAAAAAAAAAAAAUUUUUGGUCGAGUGAUAUCUUGAAUGUCUCAAAUUGUUGCAAAAAUAUAGACAUUUUUGUGUUCCCGGUGGUAGCUUAUAAUUGAUUAAAAACAAUAGCUAUAAGGAACGGAUCUAGAAUAUAUAAAAAUGUCGACAGUUAAAUUAUUUUCCCCUCGUGAUAAAAAAAACAGUAAAUCGAAUCUUAGAAACUGUGAUUUUGAAGUUGUUUAGAUUUCCAUUGGGACGACUGAGGUUCAAGGUCAUUUACGCCACAUAAUAUUCAGAGCUGAUAAUAUUUGACCUCUAUUGAUUACCCACCGGGAUUAUUAUCUAUAGUUUAAGAACAGACAACAUGGUUGUUAUAAUUUUAUUUUUGUUGUACUGAACUGAACACUUCAUCUAAAUUUAUAGUAUUAUGACCAUUGAAGAUGCUGUUUACAGUUUACUAAAGGAAUCCCUUGAAUUAAUUCUCAUAUCAAAUUUACACUAAAGGGCUUUAAUCUUGUCGUUAGCAAUUUUUAGACCCCUACCACCCCUCUGUUCAUAAUAUGUACAUUUAUUUUCUUGGCAGCUGUAAUUUUUUUUAAUAAAUGACAAGUUCAUUUUAUGCACAAUAGUUAUUGACUUAUUUCAAAAUUAUAUGACAGCAUAUUGAGAUAUAAUACUUGUAAUAUUUAGAUCAAAAUGUUACAGUUCAGUUAUGUUACUCUAGAAGUAAAUGAGUCUCCAUUUUUGUUUUAAGUUUUUGUUUAGUGUUAAAAUUGAGAUUAGUAUUUAAGGUGCAUUGGAUUUCGUUGAUUGUUUUGUCGAAAUCUUCGGCUGUUUCUUGUUAAUUAUAAAUUGCUCUGUUAAGUAUUAAAAAGACAGUUGUUUUCGUCCAUUAUUGAAUUUUUUAGAUUAUAUUUACUACAAUAACUUCAAUAAAGCAGCGAGAGUUUUGACUAUUCUCUAUAUGUCCUAAAAUGCAUUUAUUAAACAUAUUUUUCUAUUGCCUUUACUACUGUAGUUUUUGUAGCAUUUGUAACUUGGUGAUCAACUUACCUCUUACUUAGUUAUAGACUAUGUUAAGCAUAUGCUCAGUUCUGUCAGUUAACUUAACAGUUCGAAUGCUUGUCCGUAAAAUGAUAACUAUUCAUUAAAAUAUAGUUAAAAUUCUAUCUAAAAAUUCACACUGUCGACAAUUGAACUGUUCAGUUAGAACUGAGGUUCUGUAGCCACCUCUAUGACUAAUUUGUGUCUCGGACCUCAAAUAAUUGCCAUAUUCGGCAGAAAACUGAUUUUGUUGUUAUUUUUAGCUGUAAGUUAAAAUAUGUACAAUGUAAACUCUUUAUAACAGAACUGUUACCUUUUAGUUAUGAAAAGUUGCCAUAUUGAAAACUAAUUUCUUUUAAUUUGAAGUCAUACAGAAGUAGUUUUUUUUUUCAUACUAGAAACUAAUAAAUGCCAAAGUUAAUAGUGAACAAUUUGUUUUUAUAAAUUUUUAAGGCGUAAAAAAUAAGCACAUUUAUUUUGGAUUCUAAAAACAACCAAAUUUCAUCUUUAUAGCUAUUUUUAGUUAUAAGGAGUGACGUUAAAAAUAAUUUACAUUGUAUUUGAUAUACUUUGAGUGAUAACACUCGCUUACGUAUUAGUUGCGACUUAAAUAUAUUUGUUAUGUCGACCAGAAAUAUAAAUAUGCAGUAAUGAAUGAUGUGGUUUGUUGGGCUUUGUUGAGGACAUAGCACGAAAAUUUAUGAGAAAGUAUAACUUCGACAAGAUUUACAUUUGAAACACCUAAGGCAAAUUUUGUCAAUGUCCUUAAGAAUACUUUCUCGCAAAUUUUCGUGUUACUCUGUGGUUUUGAAUAAAAAGGUGCUGGAUACAUUCCAAUUGAUGCUAAAAGUAUCGUAAGAAUGGUGAAAGUCGGAUCUAACGCAUUCAUACUGUUUAUUUUCUGGUCAACUAUAUUAUGAAUGUCUUUCAAUAUAAGAUUUAUCACUUUUCUAAGUGAA